Recurvomyces mirabilis is the source of this 1251-nucleotide messenger RNA. RefSeq lists its product as uncharacterized. The coding region runs from base 1 to 1251 and encodes 416 amino acids. The record is from RefSeq and is a predicted model, not a curated record. The transcript is spliced from 5 exons. NCBI's taxonomy places the organism in Eukaryota, Fungi, Ascomycota, Dothideomycetes, Mycosphaerellales, Teratosphaeriaceae.
AUGCAUGCCGCCACGCUACUCACCAUCGCGGGCCUAGGACUGCUGAGCUCCGCGCAAAAUCUCAUACGCGACCCGUCAGUCUAUGGCCCUGCUCUCGAAGUCGUACAUCUGUACUACGACGAGUUCCCUACAGGCAUCGCCGUGUCGUCGAAAGGUCGUCUUUUCUCCAACUAUCCCGGAGGGCUGAACGCGAACGACACCAACAAUGGUAGCAAUGGCCGGUACACCAUCGCUGAGCUCGUCAGCAAUACAACUGAACGUGCGUUCCCGAGUACACAGAUCAAUUCGCCACCGGGCGGCGCCAUAAACUAUACUACCUACCCACCGAGUGGAGCAAAUUAUGCCAAUUACUUCAUUGGUUCCCAGAGUAUCGUGGUCGACUCUGCUGACCGGGCUUGGGUUCUGGACACCGGCCGAGUGCUGACACCGAAUGGCACUCUCGUUGGAGCAUCCUACGGCGGACCUAAGCUGGUCGGUAUCGACCUCACCAAUAACACCGUCAUCAAAACCAUUGUGUUUCCAACAACUGUAGCCUUCUCGGACUCCUACCUGAACGAUGUUCGCUUCGAUCUCAGAGCCAAUCUGACCAAGAGUGGUCAAGGUGUGGCUUACAUCACCGACAGCUCGGUCGAAGGCCGCAAUGGACUGAUCACCGUUGAUCUUGGCACUGGAGAGUCUUGGAGACAUCUGGACGGCCAUCCUUCUGUUCGACCUGUUCAGCAAUGGCUGGGAUAUGUCUGGGGUGUGGCUCUUUAUGCUUUCAAUCCCGGACGACCAUUCGGCUUCAACUCAUUCGGAAGUGAUGGUAUUGCGCUCUCGGCGGACGGCGCCACCAUAUAUUACAAGGCCGUGGGCUCGAGGUACUUGUACAGCAUUCCUACUGUUCGUCUCCGCGACAACAGCGCCACAUCCGAAGUCAUGGCUCAGGCAGCGAUCAGCAACCACGGCGAGACCGGCAUCACUGACGGCAUGGAGACUGACACCAACGGGUUCAUCUACCAUGGCAAUAUGGAGCAGAACUCUAUCAGCUUCUUCAACCCAGCGAACGGCACAGAUACGUUGUUCGUCCGCGACCCUCGUAUCAACUGGGUUGAUACCAUGUCUGUCGGGACUGACGGCUACCUAUACUUCACUGUGAACCAACUGUGCUUCGGCGCUGGUUUCUACCCUGGAACUGAUAGGACUGUGAGGCCUUACAUUGUCUUCAGGGUCAAGCUGCCAAACAACGGCACGAAGGUGAUCCUGAAGUAG